This is a messenger RNA of Teleopsis dalmanni, 1393 nucleotides long. RefSeq names its product plexin domain-containing protein 2-like. The coding region runs from base 1 to 915 and encodes 304 amino acids. The record is from RefSeq and is a predicted model, not a curated record. Lineage: Eukaryota; Metazoa; Arthropoda; Insecta; Diptera; Diopsidae. The transcript has 7 exons.
AUGUUUAAUACCUCCUUCUCCAUUGUUUUUUGUACUGCGUUUUGUUUCCGCAGAGUUGUUUGGGAGAACGUUACUCUACAAGACAAACAAGAAGUUGGUAAUUUCACAUUUAGCGCAACGCUUCAUAAAAAUGGUGAUAUAGUGUUUGCUUAUUUCAAUGUGCCGAUUCUAAUAGAAUCAAUACAAGACGAUAAGCAUCCCGUGAAAGUAGGUUUGUCCGAUGCGUAUAUUAUCGAUAAAGUUAUUUACUUCACUCGUCGAAAAACGAUUUACGAAUAUCACCGAGUAAAUUUUGCUCAUGAAGAUAUUACAAAUUCGACAAUUAUACACCUAACAGCUUUACCAACCUGCCUCGAUUACACUGAUUGCAUUUCUUGUAUUAAUCAUAAGACUCAAUUUGAUUGUUCUUGGUGCCCAGCGUUGAAUAGGUGUUCCACUGGAACCGAAAGAAAGAAACAGGAUUGGCUACAAAAAAAUUGUGAACGCACACAAAUAUCAGACACUUCUUUAUGUCCAGCAUUAGGCCAAAAGGGAAACAAUGCCAACAAUAGCAAUAACAAUUCCACAGACUCAAAUACAAAUAGUAAUAGUAAUCAAACAGAUUCCUUACAUCCAUUGUAUCCCUAUGAGUCUGGUAAUACAACAACAACGCCGACCAACACGGGGACACUCAACAAAGCAGCACUAGAGCACACUCCAGAGAAGCAAAAAAGUGCAGGAGUGGUUUUAGGAUUUUUAACACCAGUUUGUUUAAUAUUGGUGAUAGCGUUAUGGGUGUUAUAUGCUUAUAGAAACCCUCAUACUAAAAGCGGUCAAUUGUUAAUACAGUCCAAGAAUUUGCAUCAGUACCGACCAAGUCAAUGGUCUUGGCGACGCGGGGAAGCUCGAUAUACAGCUGCUACAAUACAUAUGUGAAUAACCUAUUUUUACACUGUGGAAAAGAUGCCCCGACUUAUAAAUGUUUUUAUGUUUUCUUUGUUUUAUAUUGUUUAAUUGAUAGCAAGUGCAUAAAUUUUAUUGUAAUUAUCUCAGUAUCCUAAUUAAACAAGGAAGCGAUAAAUAUCAUAGUUUAUGAUAUUUAAUAUUUUUUAAAUUUUUGUAUUAAUGAAUUUAUAUUAAUAGAAUUAUAUUUUGAGUUAUUGUAACGAGUCUACAGAGUAGUGGUUUACGCGCCCUACUCUAAUAUUAAAAUGGAGGAUAUGAUUCCCAUUACGGUUUCUGGUAAUUUUAUAUUUUAAAUUUCUAUCCACACACCAGAUUAAUUGUAUAUUAAAUAUGUUUCAGCCUAUACCUUUCCUAAUUAAAUUAUUGAUUAUUUUACGUCUAACUUUUGUGAUUGUUAUUAUUUUUGCUGAAUUUUUAAAUAAAUUUCUUUACUGUAAUUUUACUCAAU